UAUACUGCGUUGUGUUUGGAAUCCAUUCAUAAUUGCAUUGCCAUUGUUUUGGACCUCGCUUCCCUCUCAGUCUCAGAAUGGCGGCUUUUAUGAGUUUUCCUGUCACUCGGACCCACGCAAAGUUUUCUCGAUUUAACUUUCCUGUAGACCACAAUUCUCUCCACCUUGGCAUAUCUAAGAGUGCAUCUAGUAGAUUUCUAGGAGAUAAACUUGACAAUUAUGCAAUUGUGUCUCUGGUUACUGAACAUGAAAGCUCAACUGCAGAGGACAGGGAGCUGUUUGUUUGUUUACAAAUUUUAGAUGAUGCGGUGGUGAAGAAAUCCAUCUCACUUUCUCAAGUGUCAGAAUGUCCAGAUACUGUUACUGUCUAUGCAACUGAAAUAUUUCAUAAACACUACAAAAUAUUAGAUCAUGAAGACGUCUACAUCAGACCCGUCAAAUCGUUUCCUCUCGCAAAGGCUGUGUUUGGAGCAAGGACAAGCAGAUGCUACGAAUGGUCAAAGAAGAGGCUUUUUAGUACAGGACUCCUUGUGUCGGCAUGUCAACAAAAAGUCUUAGUGCGGGCAAAUGAUAGAUUUCUUGCACCUGUUAUCCCAGUGUUUAGUGGGGAUGAGACGUACAGCCUAGCGAACUACAUGGAUUUGAUUGCCUUGGAAUGCGAGCCUGUUACACAAGGGAUAAUUUCAGUCAACACCUCAAUUGUGAUCACAGAUAUUUCUAGCAGCAUUGGCUUCCCAGAUGAGAGACAUAUCAGCCCUAGACCAAACAGAAUUGACAGAAAAGAUGGAUCUGAAGAUGGAAUGGAAUCACCUUGUUUUCAGCUCCCGGAACCUCGCAUCAUGUCCGACUUUGCCCAAGGGCUGCUUGAGAUUGAAGACCACCAUGAAGUACAAAAUCAGCACUCUGAUUCUGGUACAGCUGACGACAUGUCUCUUUCAUCUGGAACUACGAUUAACAUGAAUGGUGAACAUCGUACUGCCUCCAGUCUUCUAUUGAGACCAGUGCUGAUGCCAACAUCUUCUGCACAUCGGAAUACCUUUGGAAAAGGGAACAGAUCCAUUUCUAGUUCAUUCAUUGGUGACCAAUGUGAAUUAGCUUAUAAGCUUGGUGUGACAAAAGAUACACUGGACAAACUUCAUGCAUACAAUGGUAGUUGGGUCACAGUAACAUUGGCAGAACAUCCAUCAGAGAUGGAAGAUGAAACUGUGAGAGCAGACCUAAUCAAUACGGACGUUGAACUGGACGAAGCUGCCAUCUCAAUACUCGUCCCAAGACCUGGUAAUCUGGACCACAUUCAAACGUCCACCCCGAAAAAUUUGACUGUGAAAUCUGUCUCGUCAAAGCCACCAAUGUCUGACCAAACAGCCUCUGAUUCACAGAAUGAUGUCAUUGAUUCCAAGGAGGACAAAAGAAAUGAACAAAAGGAUGAAAAAACAUUGGAUCAACCUCUGCUUCCAUCUCAGGAAGGUCAACAAAAGCGAGCCCAUCUCGCUCAAAUCUUUGUUGUCAACCCCAAACUCUUCCCAAAUGGUGAUAAGAGGGGUAGGAGAAGUGGAGCCCAUGUUCCUUUUAACUCAAAUGAAGUUGAAUUCAUUGUGGAAGAUGAUUCAUUGGCGAUAUCCCCACAGCUUUGGUUCAACAUCCAAGAUCACCCUUCUCAACUCAUACAACCAGAUACCAUGGUGUCUGUAAAGCUUGCGACAGAUGAACUAGAAGAAUACUCCAGUAUUCUAGCCACAUCACAGAGUAUCACUACAAGCUGCAAGCCUCCUAUUGCCACUGCUGUUCAUCUCUCCCUCAUCAAGUCACCACACUAUCCAAUGACAAGCCAGUUUGAUGAUGCAAUAAAGAAGUACUUCUCUGUCACUAGGCUACUAUCCAAAGGGGAUGUGAUCAGCCUCAGCACAAGAGCAUUCCCAGAAUUCACCCAAGAAGCUGGAGAAGGGGGAGGUCAACGUCUGCCCAACAUUUACUUCCUGGUCAACAAGAUAGUUUCACCAGUGGAAAGAGCUUUAUCUUACCUUGUCAACGUCUUGCACACAACAGUCUAUCAGGAAGGACCAAAGCCAAGCUUUAUUCCAGUGACAUCAGACGUCUAUCUUAGCAACAAGUUAGAUCCACUGUGGGCAUCUCCAGUUCCCACAGGGAUCAGUAAAUAUCCAUUUCAAUUGGAGCAACUCAUUCUUCCAUUUCUUUUGGGCAGGGUCCAGUGUGAAAGACUACCCUCAUCUAUUCUCUUAACCGGUCCUGCUGGUAGUGGUAAAGCUACCGCUGUGAAAGCCGUUUGCCGUCAGCUCAACCUGCACUGCAUCAAUGUCAACUGCUACGAUCUUCUCGCUGAUACCUCUGCAGCUACUGAGGCUAAAGUCAGGAAUACAUUCUUCAAAGCUGGUAUGAGUGUCCCCUGCAUCAUUCUACUGAGGAACAUACAUGCUAUAGGCAGAGACCGAGAAGGGUCCGGAGAUGACCUGAGAGUAGCAGCAUACCUGAAAGAGACUAUUAACAAUCUCCAUUCAACAUAUCCUGAUUGGCCAAUGAUAGUCGUAGCAUCAGCACCUUCGGCAAAGCGUGUGACAGCAGACAUCCAGAGCUGCUUCCUACACCAUUUGGAAAUGGAGGUUCCCAAUGAGCAGGAGAGGUGUGAUAUAUUGCAAGCCCUUUGUGAGAAGGUGUCUUUGGCAGCUGAUGUUGAGAUACCCCACAUUGCUAAAAGAACAGCCGGUAUGGUCCUUGGUGAUCUUGCUGCUCUUCAUGCACACACCAUCAGAGCGGCACUGUCCAGGAUUGUAGCUGCCUGUUCUGUAGGUAGCAAGCUAUCCAUCCAGGAGGAGAAGGAUAUCUGCGCUGCCGGAGUACAGAUCCAUCAGAGUGACUUUGAGGUGGCCCUCAGCAAGCUCCAGUCUGCGCAUGCUGACAGCAUUGGUGCUCCUAAGAUUCCUAAUGUGAGCUGGGAGGAUGUUGGUGGUCUGUCCGAUGUGAAGGCUGAGAUCCUGGACACCAUACAGUUACCUCUACAACACCCUGAAUUGUUUGCUGCAGGACUCAGAAGAUCAGGUGUCUUGUUGUAUGGGCCACCUGGAACAGGAAAGACGCUUCUAGCCAAAGCUGUUGCUACAGAAUGUUCUCUCAAUUUCUUAAGUGUGAAAGGACCAGAACUGAUCAAUAUGUAUGUUGGGCAGAGUGAAGAGAACGUCAGAGAAGUGUUUAUACGAGGACGGAGUGGAUCACCUUGUGUGAUAUUCUUUGAUGAGUUAGACUCCCUUGCACCCAACAGGGGACGUAGUGGAGAUUCCGGAGGAGUUAUGGAUAGGGUGGUUUCUCAAUUACUUGCGGAGUUGGAUGGACUCCACAAGUCUGCGGACGUCUUUGUGAUUGGCGCCACCAACAGACCCGACCUCCUAGAUCCAGCCCUUCUAAGACCUGGAAGGUUUGAUAAACUUCUUUACCUAGGAGUAAGUGAAGAUAGAUCAUCACAGUCAAGAAUUCUUCAUGCCCUGACAAGAAAAUUUAAUCUGAGUCAGUCACUGGAUCUUGAUGUGAUUGCCGAGCAAUGCCCUUUGACCCUGACUGGAGCUGAUUUCUAUGCACUGUGUUCUGAUGCCAUGCUUGGGGCUAUCAAGAGAAAGAUAGCAAGUCUAGAAGCAGGUGAAACAACUGACCAAAGCAGCAUAGUGGUAGAGGAGAAUGACUUCUUGCAAGCUCUUGAUAGAUUAGUUCCAUCUAUCUCAGAGCUUGAACUCAAUCAUUACAAACAGAUCCAAAACAGGAUAAACAGGGGCUUAUAAGUCUAUAUGACAGAUCUUUCCAAAUUUUUCAAAAGGUGGUGUAGAUCAGUCAGUAAGAACACCUUGUAUUUGGGAUAAGAUUAAAUACUCGCAAUGUGCUUUCGGUCGAGUCCAACAUGGCGAAAGACGUCUUACAAAACAGAUGUGCUGGCUGUAUUCAGUGCAGGUAUGAAUUCAGUUGGAAACACUCCAUCCAUUGGAAUGGAUGCUGCUGUUGGUCUUGUGUGUAGGAGGGUCACAACCUAUCCAUGUUAAAACCAUUACACUUUGCAUAAGAGAGGAGGGUGUUCACUCAGUGUAUUGCACCUGCUGGACCCUGCAAUGCUACAAGAAACUUCAGAAAUGUAGGAGGCAGCAUAGCAAAGAAGUAGGAGAAGAAGAAGGAAGCGGUGGUAGAAACAGAAUGAAAGAUGAUAAAAUUUGAGAAAGGAGCAGAAAGGGAAUUUAAAGAAGGAGAAGAAGAAGAAUAAUGAGGAGGAGGAAGAGAAAGGGAGGAGAAGAAG
This is a messenger RNA of Lytechinus variegatus (green sea urchin), 4288 nucleotides long. RefSeq names its product peroxisome assembly factor 2-like (gene pex6). Gene Ontology annotation, biological process: protein import into peroxisome matrix. The transcript is spliced from 17 exons. Gene Ontology annotation, molecular function: ATP binding; ATP hydrolysis activity. The coding region runs from base 78 to 3785 and encodes 1235 amino acids. Gene Ontology annotation, cellular component: peroxisomal membrane; cytosol. NCBI's taxonomy places the organism in Eukaryota, Metazoa, Echinodermata, Echinoidea, Temnopleuroida, Toxopneustidae. The record is from RefSeq and is a predicted model, not a curated record.